AUGGAGUUGAGUUCUUCCAUUAAAGGAGAGUUCCGUGAGGAUCAGUACAAAGAUUGGCUAAUUGACAUUAAGGGAGAGAUGGAGCCUGAUCCCGAUCAGUGUUGUAUUUAUAGAGUCCCUACACGUAUUCGUAACGUAAACAAAGAAGCCUACACUCCUCAAGUAGUUUCAAUAGGCACUUUUCACUAUGGUAAAAAAGAAUUAGAAUUCAUGGAAAAGCAAAAAGGGGGAUAUGUAAGACAAUUUUUCAAACGAACAACCCGUGAUAAACGUGAGGAAGUUUUUGUCUUCAUCAAAGAUCAUGAACAACAGAUACGAAAUUGUUAUUCAGAGACUUGUAAGCUCGACAGUCAUGAGUAUGUAAUGAUGAUUCUAGGUGAUGCUCUUUUUAUCAUAGAGCUCCUCUUGAGGGAUUAUGAUGAUGAUGAUGCAACUACCCAGAAAAGCUACCCAGAACACAGGUUACCGAAGUUCGAUAAGGCAUAUAGGGAUGUUGAUUUACCUAGUGCCGCGAAGCUACGUGAAUCAGGAGUGAAAUUCAAAAGUGCUGAUCAAGUGGAAAGCUUAUUUGACAUAAGAUUUGAUGGACACGAGUUGAAAAUACCGCCAUUACCAGUUGACAACAUGACAGAAACUAUACUUCGGAAUUUAAUGGCUUUGGAGCAAUGUCACUAUCCAUAUGUUACUCCCGUCUGUGAUUAUGUUGAACUACUAGACUCUCUUAUCGAUGACAAAAGCGAUUUGGAUUUACUUGUUAAGGAGGGAAUUAUUUCCAAUCGUAUGGGCGACAGUAAGGCAAUAGUAAGUUUGUUUAAUAACCUUUGCACACAAAUUACUAUUAAUAGAGUUUAUUACAAUGAUAUUUCUCAGCAACUGAAAGCACACUAUGAUAAUCCUUGGAACCAUACCUCUGCAAAAUUGAAAAGUGUGUAUUUCGGUGAUCUCUGGAAAGGUACAGCAACUGUUGCAGCUGCUUUAAUCUUGCUACUCACUUUUAUACAAACCAUGUCUUCUGUCACGCAUUAG
Pistacia vera is the source of this 1026-nucleotide messenger RNA. RefSeq lists its product as uncharacterized. The transcript has 2 exons. Bases 1 to 1026 code for a protein of 341 amino acids. The record is from RefSeq and is a predicted model, not a curated record. NCBI's taxonomy places the organism in Eukaryota, Viridiplantae, Streptophyta, Magnoliopsida, Sapindales, Anacardiaceae.